GCGGCGUUGCUUUAGUAACGGAGUUAACUUCCUGGUUGAAUUCUUCCUGGUGUCUCUCCUGGUCAGAUUUGUGUGUCUUUAUGGUCAGACAUUUGCUCUGCUGUUGGGAAUAAAGGUCAACGUUUUGUUUUAACUCGACAGAUGUGGACUUUUGCAGGAUUUCUGCUCUGGCUUGUUCCACGUGUGAGAUAGAAUGAGUGCAUGUGAGAGAGCUUCUCUCUGCUUCCUGCUCCUGCUCGGUCUGAUCCAGACUCCACUGUGUGUGACAGCUGGGAAGAUCCUCGUCUGGCCAGGAGAAUUCAGUCACUGGCUCAACAUGAAAACCAUCUUAGAUGAGCUUAUAGCGAGAGGACACAGUGUGACCAUCGUUACCCACAGUGCUACACCGUUUCUACUGAAAGACCAGUCUCAGGGCUACACCAUGGAGAUCAUACAGGUGCCUUACACCAAGGAGGACGUUACUGACAACAAUGAACGGAUUUUAAAGCACUGGAUAUACGACUUUCCAAGUGUUAGGAUCCAAGCUUUUUUGAGUCUUGCUGAAUCGCUUGACCUGAUGAUGGCGCAGAAUAAAGCGUUAUGUAGAGCGCUCUUUGAACGUGAAGAUCUGCUGGAGAAGUGGAGAAAGGAAAAGUUUGAUGUCCUUCUCACAGACCCUGUGAUUUUCUGCGGUGAACUGCUUGCUCAGAAGCUCGAUCUGCCCUUGGUUAUCAGUGUGAGGCCCUUUUAUAUGAUGGAGAAACUCUGUGGUCAGUUGCCGGCACCACUGUCCUAUGUCCCUGCCUCGGGCCUUGGCUAUACAGAUCGCAUGGAUUUCCUUCAGAGAGUGAAAAAUUUGUUGUUUACCUUCUUUCAAGAUGUAAUGUCUAACCUCAUGAUCACAGUGAAAUGGGAUCCCCUCUAUACAGAAGUCAUGGGCAAACCCACAACACUAUGUGAGAGUAUAGGCAGAGCUGACAUCUGGUUAAUCCGAAAUUAUUGGGACUUUGAAUUUCCACGGCCGCUCCUCCCAAACUUCAAAUUUGUUGGUGGAUUACACUGCAAACCUGCAAAACCUCUACCAAAAGAGAUGGAGGAUUUUGUCCAGAGCUCAGGAGAUGAUGGGAUUGUAGUGUUUUCACUAGGCUCCAUAAUAAAAAACCUCACCAAAGAGAGAGCGAACACCAUCGCUUCAGCACUCGGACAGAUUCCCCAAAAGGUCUUGUGGCGAUACACUGGCGAAAAACCAGAAACUCUUGCUCCUAAUACAAGAGUCUAUAACUGGAUCCCUCAGAAUGAUUUACUAGGACAUCCUAAAACCAAGGCCUUCAUCACGCAUGGUGGGAUUAAUGGAGUAUAUGAAGCUAUUUAUCAUGGAGUUCCCAUGGUGGGUCUGCCACUGUUUGCUGAUCAGCCUGAAAAUGUAAACCACAUGAAAGCUAAAGGCACUGCAUUGAUGCUUGACAUUAACAACAUGGGAACUGAGGACCUGAAGCAGGCUGUCAGUGACGUCAUUAACAAUCCGUCCUACAAGGAGAGCAUUAUGAGGCUAUCCCGAAUCCAUCAUGACCAACCGAUGAAGCCUCUAGAUCAGGCUGUCUUCUGGAUCGAGUAUGUGAUGCGCCAUAAGGGGGCCAAGCACCUGAGGGUCGAAGCCCAUAACCUCACGUGGUAUCAGUACCACUGCUUGGACGUUGCUGCCUUUCUGCUCUCUGUAAUUGCACUAGUCGUGUUCAUCUUUGUGAAAACGUGCAGAUGGCUCUUCCGUAAAUGUUGCAGAAAGACACCAGCAAAGAGCAAGAAAGAUUGAAGCAUGUGUAGAUGAAUGUUUUAAUAAUUACUGUGAUAUUUUGACAUACAUUUUUGGAAUAAAGCACUGUGUUAAAUGUACACUGUACAAUCCAGAGAUUUGUAUCGUUUACACAGUACAGUAAUUAUGUCCAGGUUUACUUUUUCCAACAUACUUCAGAACAAAGCAUUUAAAAAGAGAUUUUUUUAAUCUGUAUCAUUUACAUUGUGGUUUGCUUUUUAAAUAAAGGUUAAACAUUAAGAAUUUUUAGC
This is a messenger RNA of Hemibagrus wyckioides, 2040 nucleotides long. RefSeq names its product UDP-glucuronosyltransferase 2C1-like. Gene Ontology annotation, molecular function: UDP-glycosyltransferase activity. The transcript is spliced from 6 exons. NCBI's taxonomy places the organism in Eukaryota, Metazoa, Chordata, Actinopteri, Siluriformes, Bagridae. The record is from RefSeq and is a predicted model, not a curated record. Bases 194 to 1789 code for a protein of 531 amino acids.